Messenger RNA from Glarea lozoyensis ATCC 20868, 3231 nucleotides. Its product is annotated as Calcium ATPase, transmembrane M. The transcript is spliced from 4 exons. Gene Ontology annotation, cellular component: plasma membrane; endoplasmic reticulum; Golgi membrane. The record is from RefSeq and is a predicted model, not a curated record. Gene Ontology annotation, molecular function: ATP hydrolysis activity; ATP binding; P-type calcium transporter activity. Bases 1 to 3231 code for a protein of 1076 amino acids. Lineage: Eukaryota; Fungi; Ascomycota; Leotiomycetes; Helotiales; Helotiaceae. Gene Ontology annotation, biological process: manganese ion transport; intracellular calcium ion homeostasis; calcium ion transmembrane transport.
AUGGCUUGGCCUCGAAUAUCACGGUCGGCGAGCCCUGGAGGGAGCGUGCUGCCAAUGACCAAUUUGCCAACAAUACAAGCCGCGAACUCAGAACCUCCUUCACGACCGAGGUCUCGGUCAAGAUCCCGAAGCAGGCAUAAUCGGACAACGUCUUCAGUUGCAAAGUCAAUUGCAGAUGAAUUCGCUGCCUUGUCUCCCAACGAAACUGCACAGCGACUGCAAACCUCCCUCACGAACGGCCUCACUCCUGCAGAAGCUCUUUCACGAUUACACGAUCAAGGUCCAAACGAGCUCCCACACGAAGAACCAGAACCGUUAUGGCUAAGAUUUUUAAAGCAAUUCAAGGAACCCCUAAUUGUUCUCUUGCUCUGCUCCGCGGUGGCUUCAAUAAUUGUUGGAAACAAAGACGAUGCAGUCAGCAUUGCAGUUGCAGUGACGAUUGUUGUAGCAGUGGGGUUCAUACAAGAAUACCGGUCAGAAAAGUCGAUUGAAGCUCUGAGCCAUUUGGUUCCAAAUCAUGCGCAUCUGAUAAGGGGAGAGACGCGAUCCGCAACGCUGCGCACUCCAACAUGGCCACCAAACUCGGAUGAAGAUCAGGAAAGGGAGGGCUUGAUGAAUGGAUCUGCUGCUGAUAUAGAGGCUAGGCUAGAGGCAACAUCAACCAAAGUAAUGGCGGCUCAGCUUGUGCCAGGAGAUUUGGUAAUUUUUACAACUGGAGACCGCAUACCCGCCGACAUUCGAGUCACUAAGGCAACCGACCUUACAAUCGACGAGUCUAAUCUGACCGGAGAAAAUGAACCUGUGAGGAUCACAGCGGAAGCGAAGAGUCGGCAAUCAUAUUUACGUUCUGGCGCAACCAGUCUCGAGCCUCCUGGAUCACCAUCGUAUGCUUCUGCCGGAACUGGCGCGGUUGGUGUAGAUACUCAAUUGAACAGUACGACCAACAUUGCAUUCAUGGGAACGCUCGUUAGGUCUGGACACGGUCAAGGAAUUGUAUACGCUACGGGAGGGGAUACACAUUUUGGUACGAUUGCUGCCAGUGUUACAGACACAGAGAGUCCAAGAACACCGCUUCAACUUUCUAUGGACUCGCUAGGCAGUCAGCUCAGUCAAGCUUCGUUUGUGAUUAUUGGCAUAAUCUCAUUAGUUGGAUGGUUACAAGGCAAGAAAUUACUGGAGAUCUUCACAAUCUCUAUUUCAUUGGCUGUCGCAGCUAUCCCAGAAGGUCUCCCUAUCAUUGUAACUGUCACUCUUGCCCUCGGCGUGCAUAGAAUGGCUCGACAUCACGCAAUUGUUCGAAAGAUGCCUAGUGUGGAGACUUUGGGGUCUGUAAAUGUUGUUUGCAGUGACAAAACCGGGACCUUGACAAUGAAUCACAUGACAACAACUAAAUUAUGGCACGUUGAUGCUGACGAACCUAUUCCUAUUGAAACUGGAGAUGAAGAAGCCAAGCGAGAUGCUGUCACAUUGCGUAUUCUUCGAAUUGGCAACAUUGCAAAUAAUGCUAGACUUAGUCGCUUGAAUUCCCAUGCUCAGUCUCAAUCAUCAAUUGCCGUACUUUCAUCAACCCAGGGACGCACACCUACCCAUGGUCUUCGAAGCAGAUGGGUCGGCCAACCUACUGACGUUGCAAUGCUAGAUAUGCUUGACCGCUUCAAGGAACACGAUGCUCGAGAAGGCUUGGGUCACCGUCUCGGCGAGACUCCAUUCAGUUCGGAAAGAAAAUGGAUGGGCGUAACAGUUGGUGACACAUCACAAGAAGGGGGUUCCAAAUCAAACGAGGUCGCAUAUAUCAAAGGCGCUGUAGAUCGGAUCCUUAAGAGAUGCGAUACCUACCUUACUAAAGACGGGCGUGAAGUGGUUUUGGACGCUGCUGGAAAGCAGUCUGUUCUGAAUGCUGCAGAGAAGAUGGCUGAAGAAGGGCUGCGCGUAUUAGGAUUUGCUAGCGGACCAGUCGCAAAGCACGCGAAGUCUUUUACACCAUUAAGCACUCCAAAGACUGCUAAUGCGGAACCUGUGGUCUCCCAUAACGAGGAUGUCUACGAAGGACUCACGUUUGCUGGCUUGGUAGGAAUGAGCGACCCACCCCGGCCUGGAGUCACACGCUCCAUCAGAAGACUAAUGAGAGGUGGCGUCAAAGUCAUUAUGAUCACUGGUGAUGCCGAAACUACAGCCGUGGCAAUCGGAAAGAAACUUGGAAUGGCUAUUGCAACCCCCAGAGAGCACACCUCGCGAUCAGUGGCCGUCAAGCCUGUUUUAAGUGGCCAUGAGAUCGAGGAGAUGACGGAUGUUGAGUUGGAAGCAGCCAUUGGAAACACCUCAAUCUUUGCACGAACCAGUCCAGACCAUAAGAUGAAGAUCAUUCGCGCGCUACAGGCUCGUGGAGACAUUGUUGCUAUGACAGGUGAUGGUGUCAACGAUGCACCAGCUCUCAAAAAGGCUGACAUUGGUAUUUCUAUGGGCUUGCAGGGCACAGAUGUAGCCAAAGAGGCUGCAGACAUGAUUUUGACAGAUGAUGACUUUUCAACCAUUCUCCAUGCCAUCGAGGAAGGAAAGGGAAUCUUCUACAACAUUCAAAAUUUCCUUACUUUCCAGCUCAGCACCAGUGCUGCUGCGUUGACCUUGGUGUUUCUCUGCACGUGUUUGGGAUUUAAAAAUCCUCUUAACGCGAUGCAGAUUUUAUGGAUCAAUAUCAUCAUGGAUGGUCCACCGGCUCAGUCGCUUGGCGUGGAACCCGUUGAUCCAGAUGUUAUGAAGCGUCCUCCGCGGAAACGAAACGCACCAACAUUGACCUGGCCUCUUAUAACUCGAGUUCUGACUUCUGCCACAAUCAUCACACUCGGUACCAUGGCAGUAUACACGCACGAGAUGCUCUCAGAUGGUGAAAUCACCAAACGAGACACCACCAUGACAUUUACCUGUUUUGUCCUUUUUGACAUGUUCAAUGCAUUGAAUUGCCGCUCGGAAUCAAAAUCCGUUCUUCGGGGAGAGGUUGGAUUGUUUAGCAAUACCCUGUUUAAUUGGGCGGUUUCGUUGAGUUUGGGAGGCCAGAUUUUGGUUAUCUAUUUCCCAUGGUUACAAGAGGUGUUCCAGACAGAGGCGUUGGGGUUGUUUGACUUGCUUGGGUUGAUCAUGUUGGCCAGCAGUGUGUUCUGGGCGGACGAAGCGAGGAAGUAUUGGAAGUCGAGGGGGAAGAGGAGGAUGGGGAGUGGAUAUAGUCAGGUUGUAUGA